GAACAAACAAGCCCAAUUUUCUCCCCUACGCUUCGACUCAAUCUCUGACCUUUGACUUCUUCUCUUUUCACCUUCACUUUCCAUCUUCAACACGUCAAUAAUCUCAUUCAUUAAUCUCCUUCAUUCACUCGUUCUUUGAGACUUUUCCUCCUACAACUCACUCCUUGCUUCUUCUGUUUGUACACUCAUUUGAAACGUCCUACACCAUGAAGUCCUCCAUCCUCGCCGUCCUCGGUGGUGCCUCCACUGCCCUUGCCGCCGUCCGUGGUUUCAACUACGCCUCCCAGGGUCAAAGUUACGAUGGCUUUGCCAGUCAGUUCAACACUGCUGCUUCUCUGGCUGGUGCCGAUGAUUUCACCAGCGCAAGAUUAUACACAAUGAUCCAGGAGGGCACAACAAACACCCCUAUUGAUGCAAUUCAGGCUGCCAUCGACACCAACACCACCCUUUUGCUGGGUCUCUGGGCCUCGGUGGAUCAGUCCAGCUUCGACAACGAAAUCACGGCCCUCAAGAGUGCCAUCUCACAGUACGGCUCCUCCUUCGCCGAGUUGGUUGUUGGUAUCUCCGUCGGUAGCGAGGAUCUUUACCGUAUCUCGGAAACUGGUAUCGCUGCCGGCAGCGGUGUCGGCCAGUCUCCUGAUGUCCUUGUUGACUACAUUGGUCAAGUCCGUAGCGCCAUCAAGGGCACAUCUUUGGGCUCCAAGCCUGUCGGUCAUGUCGACACCUGGAACGUCUACGUGAACGGCUCCAACUCCGAUGUUAUCUCCAACUGCGACUUCUUGGGCCUCGACGAGUACCCGUACUACCAGACCACCGAUGUCAACACCAUUGGAAACAGCUCCUUCCUCUUUUUCCAAGCCUACGACAGAGUUCAAGCCGUCUCUGGAGGCAAGCCAAUCUGGAUCACCGAGGCUGGCUGGCCCGUUUCAGGACCAACCUCCAACCUUGCUGUUGCCAGCGUCGAUGAUGCCGAGACAUUCUGGCAAGGAGUUGCAUGUGCUCUCGAGAACCGUGGAAUCAAUUUCUGGUGGUACAUCCUCAAUGAUGAAGGGUCUUCCCCAUCAUUCGGUGUCAGCAGCGGUGGUAAACCCCUCUACAACCUUGCCUGCAACGCUACGGCUGGGUACACCUCGACUUCAUCCAGCGCCUCUUCUACUGCCACAGCUUCCAAGAACGGCACUGCCACAGCCUCCCACGGAUCAGGCUCGGGUAGCUCUUCAGUGACUUUGACCACCGUCACUGCAUCUGGUGCUGUUGGUGCGGGUCCCUCCGCUGCUGUUCCUGCUACCGCUACUGGUUCUUCCGGUGCUGGUGCCACAGGCGCUGCUGGAGCAACCGCCACGCAGACCCAAGGCGGAGCAACGGGAACUGCUCCUGUCGCUACCUCCACCUACACCGGAGCUGCUAUCAGGUCUGAAGGAUCCAUGGCCGGUCUUGCAAUUGGUGCUCUGGUCGCUGCUUUGGUCUUGUAGACAUGGGAACAUAUUGACAACCAUCUCGACAACUGGACAUUAUUUGCAUUGGGUUUGGAUAACAAAAUUCGUGGGUUACCUGACUGGAACAUAGAUCAUUGGACGGCAUAAUUGAUUACAUUAUACAUUUGCCUAUUUGCUAGAGCUGUUGCAGAAUCUUGCUCGAGUGCUUUUUGUCGAUCGCGUCUAUGAAACGUGCUGGGUCUGGACCGCCAGCCUCCAAUGACAUUGGUGUCUUUGCAACGGAGUACUAAUUGGUGCUGU
Messenger RNA from Exophiala xenobiotica, 1736 nucleotides. RefSeq lists its product as uncharacterized. Gene Ontology annotation, cellular component: cell surface; extracellular region; fungal-type cell wall. Gene Ontology annotation, molecular function: glucan endo-1,3-beta-D-glucosidase activity; 1,3-beta-glucanosyltransferase activity. The transcript has a single exon. NCBI's taxonomy places the organism in Eukaryota, Fungi, Ascomycota, Eurotiomycetes, Chaetothyriales, Herpotrichiellaceae. Bases 207 to 1472 code for a protein of 421 amino acids. The record is from RefSeq and is a predicted model, not a curated record. Gene Ontology annotation, biological process: cell wall organization; carbohydrate metabolic process.